AUGAGCGACAAGUGUGCCCGAUUCCAGGAAAAGAUCAAUGCCGUUCGCCGCCAAAGCCAGAAGGCUCGACGUCCAAGUGCCACAGCGGCUCCAGAAAGACGACGAAGCAGCGUGUCAGAAGGGCUGAAGCAAUUGGCCCCUCAUGAAAUUCUGACCGUGCUUGAGCACUACGCCACCAUUGAUGGAGACCAGUGUGUUGAGUGCUUGGGUGCCCUCAAGGAUUGCUCCAUGCAAGAUUCCAGUAAGCUCCAUCACAGUGGCCGCCAUGGACGACAUCACAGCAAGCGAGGAAGCCAAAAGCCCAAGCACGGUGAAGUCUCCACAUCUCUGGUUUGAACAGCCUUCCAAAUUGCUCUAGCUAGUAGCAGGAUACCGCUGCCAACGAAAGGUCGACAAGCAGCCAGGGUCCAGAAACAUAGAGAAACUAAUAUAUAGCAUGCAUCAUCUUACUACGCGUACAUGAAUCUAGAGAGCUGCGUGCACGCAUUGUAGAGUUACUCGAGAAGCCACGGGCCCUUCACCCACUCGUUUACCAGGCGGCCGCUCUUGCCACCUCCCCCUAAUGUGAAACCCAAUAGCAUGCAUUCGUUGUAUACAUAGUCA
Seminavis robusta is the source of this 603-nucleotide messenger RNA. NCBI's taxonomy places the organism in Eukaryota, Bacillariophyta, Bacillariophyceae, Naviculales, Naviculaceae. The record is from the annotation of a GenBank genome assembly.